CUAAAUCAACAUGGUAUCAGAGCACAAAGAUCCUAACCUCUCUCUUCCUUUGCUGCGCUAAUCACCGGAAAAAAAUCGGCAGAGCCGAUUCCUCCACUGUCGAUCACGCCGUGCACAGCCAUGGCCUCUUCCUCGUCUGAUCCUUUGGAUCGUCUUCCUACGGGUCUCAAGUUGUUUGUCCGGAAUCUUCAAUCUCUCACCCCGGUCAAGCUUGAUGACACCAAUUAUCCCUCUUGGUUGGCUACCGUCCGUGCAAAUCUUCUCGCUCAUCGUCUUCUCGGCUAUGUGGAUGGGUCUGAACCAUCUCCUCCGUCUUUUGUCCUUGAUGAGAAGGCUGCGGCACCUAGCAAGGAUGAACCGUCGGUUAUGAAACCAAAUCCGGCCUAUGAAUCCUGGAAUAUUAUUGAUGCUCAAAUUCGGGCCUGUCUCCUUGCUAUUGUCUCACCCACGGUUCAAACACAUAUUCAUGCUCUUCCCACCUCGGCUGCAAUUUGGAAUCAUCUAGAACAACGGUACAAUUCUCUUUCCCGAACUCAUAUUUUUCAACUGAAGGAGCGACUACAUGGUGUCACUAAAGGGACCGAUUCGAUGCAAUCCUAUUUGGACACUGUUCUCACGAUUGUGUCGUCUCUAAAACUGGCUCAUGAAGAAAUUUCUGAACAAGAUAUUAUUCUCUGCGUUCUUCGCGGUCUACCGACUGACUAUGCCUCCCUCAAGCAAAAUAUUCGCACCAAUAUUGCCACCGUCACGUUUAAUCAGGGGAAGAGAAAAAACAGGAGAAUAGAUAAAGAUGAGAAAUUUUUGGGCACACAUGGGUUUAUGCAAAAAGAGUUGAUAAUAUCAUCCGAAAAGGGAACAUCCAUAGCCGGCUGCUGCCGGUGUGAAAUUGCAAGGAAGGCGUGCUUUGCCGGCGUUCCUCUUCGCCGCCACGUGCAUCAUUCCAGGUUUCUCUGCUUUCACUUUCUCAAUUUCCGUUUAAUGAAUGGAUCAGUGCUUCAAGGGCUUGUUUGGUAGAGGGAUUUUGAAGCGGAGGAUUGAUAUCUGUUUUGUCAAUUACGGAGUAAUUUAUCUCAACUUCGUGUUAGUCUUAGUUUAGAAAAUCCACUAACAUCUGCAGACAGCGGAUGAUUUGGCUCUGAUCAGAAUGUGAUUUUAAAAUAUUUUUUUAUCAAUCUGAUGCUGUAUUUGAUUUCAAAUUGUCUUUUAUUAUUAGGGUUUCUUUUGUCAGUCUCAUACAGUUUGAACUACAUUUCAGUUGUGUUGCAGUUAUCUGCUUGAAGAAUGGCAUUUGCUUUACAUUCACAUUUCCUUGACAACCGGAGCAUUCGUUCUCAGAAAAGGGUUAGCUGGGCUGCCUCUGAGCGUGUAGCUGUAGUGGAAUUCUCUCCACCUAGAUGGAGACUCACACGAGUGAAACUUCCUAAAACUCUUAGGAUAUGCAGUUUUUUGGGUUAUAGAUGUACUGGCCUUCGUUUACAUAUAAAUGAGAAUAGCUCUUUGAUGAGAAAUAAUAACAUUGGUACUUAUAAGGUAAAUACUCCAUAGUUGAUUUCUUCCUAUUUAUGCAUUCGGCUUUUCGCUGCUAUAAUUUUUAUUGUGAAGUCUUAUUCCUUGCUUGAAGUGUUAACAAAAUUUAGAUAGUUGGUUAGUACUGUAAUAUUCAUGCCACCCACCCCUAUGGUAUGUUUGGAUCCCGAAAAAUGCUAAGGAAAGGGAAUAAUGCUAAGGGAAGUCAGUCUACUUCCUUGAAAUUUCCUCGGACACUUUCCUUUUCAUUUAAUUCCCCUAGCAUUUUCUGAGUUCCAAACCUACACCAACUACUUUGGAUCAAGGUUGCUGGUAGAUCUUGUUUUAUGUUUGUUGUCGCUCCCUUUGCCUUAUAUGUGUAUUUUGCUGAUUGUAAGUUGCUUUAGGAGAUAUCCAAAUACUGGGAGUCAUUACCCACGGUCAUCGGUAGGAAGUGGGGCCACUUUGCGAAAACUGCAAUAAUAACUGCAUUUGUCUUAAUGGUAAUUCCAAAUGCUGAUGCAGUGGAUGCUCUAAAAACUUGUACUUGCUUACUGAAAGAGUGCAGGUAUUUCAUGGAAUAUGCUUGCCUGGUAAAGCACUAGCAUGACAUUAUGCCUAAAACAUGACAGCAGAUGUGUUAGUACGUGAUUUGAUUAGUAAUUUUUAUUACGUAGUAGUAUCCUUAGGAAAGUUUUGAUCUAGUGGUAAGGUGGCCAUAUUACCUCUAACUAAUCCUCCAUAUUGGUCUUAGUAUAGGAGUCUUAAGUAUGAAUCUCUUAUUGAUUCAUGUAACCGACUCCAUUUUAGUUGGGAUAAGGCUCGGUUUUUGUAUGAGUUUAAAGUAUGCAUAGGAAAAAAUGGAGUGUACUAAA
This is a messenger RNA of Cuscuta campestris, 2381 nucleotides long. Lineage: Eukaryota; Viridiplantae; Streptophyta; Magnoliopsida; Solanales; Convolvulaceae. The record is from the annotation of a GenBank genome assembly.